Molecule: messenger RNA, 4536 nt
Organism: Macaca mulatta (Rhesus monkey)
Lineage: Eukaryota; Metazoa; Chordata; Mammalia; Primates; Cercopithecidae
Source: RefSeq, a predicted model, not a curated record
AGGGACAGAUGCCCUGCUUCGGCACCUGGAGGACUGUAGGUAUAAGGUGUCCAGGAAGAAAGCUCAUAUCUGCAGACAACAGGUAUGCUACCUAGGAUUCACUAUUCAAAAAGGGGAGCACAGCCUAGGGUCAGAAAGAAAGCGGGUCAUCUGCAGCCUACCGGAACCUAAAACCCGGAAGCAAGUAAGACAAUUUUUAGGGGCUGUGGGAUUUUACAGAUUAUGGAUCCCAAACUUUGCAGUGCUAGCUAAACCACUGUAUGGAGUUACAAAGGGGGGGCGACAGAGAGCCCUUUGAAUGGCGGACUCUACAACAGCAAGCCUUUCAUAAGUUAAAAGAAAAACUUAUGUUGGCCCCAGCUUUAGGAUUACCAGAUUUGACAAAACUUUUCACGCUCUAUGUGUCAGAAAGAGAAAAAAUGGCAGUGGGAGUUUUAACUCAAACUGUGGGGCCCUGGCCAAGACCAGUGGCCUACCUCUCAAAACAAUUAGAUGGGGUUUCUAAAGGCUGGUCUCCAUGUCUAAGAGCCUUGGCAGCAACGGCCCUGUUAGCACAAGAAGCGGAUAAACUAACCCUUGGACAGAACUUAAAUAUAAAAGCCCCCCAUGCGGUGGCAACCUUAAUGAAUACCAGAGGACACCAUUGGCUAACAAAUGCCAGAUUAACUAAGUACCAAGGCUUGUUACGUGAAAACUCCCACAUAACCAUUGAAGUCUGUAACACUUUAAAUCCUGUCACCUUGCUCCCGGUAUCUGACAGCCCUAUUGAACAUAACUGUGUAGAGGUGUUGGACUCUGUCUAUUCUAGCCAACCAGAUCUUCGAGACCAGCCGUGGGCAUCGGUAGACUGGGAAUUAUAUGUGGACGGGAGCAGCUUCAUCGACUCGCAAGGAGAAAGGUGUGCAGGAUAUGCAGUACUAACUUUGGAUGACGUUGUUGAAGCUAAGCCAUUGCCUCAGGGCACUUCGGCCCAAAAAGCAGAACUCAUUGGUCUUACUCGGGCUUUGGAACUCAGUGAAGGUAAGACUGUAAAUAUCUAUACUGAUUCUCGAUAUGCCUUUCUAACCCUUCAAGUACAUGGAGCAUUAUAUAAACAAAAAAGCCUGUUAAAUUCUGGGGGAAAAGACAUAAAAUAUCAACAAGAAAUUCUACAAUUAUUAGAAGCAGUGUGGAAACCACAAAGGGUGGCAGUCAUGCAUUGCAGGGGACACCAGCGGGUUUCCACCUCAGUGAGCCAAGGAAACUCCUGAGCAGACACAGAGGCACAAAAAGCAGCAUCUACUCCUUACCGGGCGUCAGUCACAGCCCCACUACUCCCUCAAAUGCUUGACCUGGUGCCAACUUAUUCUAAAGAGGAAAAAGACUUUCUUCAAACAGAGGGAGGACAAACAAUAAAGGAAGGAUGGAUAAAGUUGCCAGAUGGAAGAAUAGCUGUGCCACAGCCGUUAGGAGCUGCAGUCGUGCUGGCUGUACAUGAAACUACCCAUCUAGGCCAAGAAUCACUCAAAAAGCUGUUAGGCCGGUAUUUCUACAUCUCACACUUGCCAGCUCUUGUUAAAACAGUGGCUCAGCGAUGCGUUACCUGUCGACAACACAGUGCAAAACAAGGCCCCUCUGUGCCUCCCGGCAUACAAGCCUAUGGAGCAGCUCCUUUUGAAGAUCUUCAGGUAGACUUCACAGAGAUGCCUAAAUGCAGAGGUAACAAGUAUUUACUGGUUCUAGUGUGUACUUACUCUGGGUGGGUGGAGGCUUAUCCAACAUGAACCGAAAAAGCUCAUGAAGUAACCUGUGUGCUUCUUCGAGAUCUCAUCCCUAGGUUUGGACUGCCCCUAUGAAUUGGCUCAGAUAGUGGGCCAGCAUUUGUGGCUGACUUGGCACAGAAGACGGCAAAGAUAUUAGGAAUCACUUGGAAGUUACAUGCUGCUUAUCGACCUCAGAGUUCCGGAAAGUUCACCCUUUUUCUCCAGGUGACCAUGUGUGGAUCAAGGACUGGAACGUGACUCCAUUGCGGCCACAGUGGAAGGGACCCCAGACUGUUGUCCCGACCACUCCCACAGCUGUAAAGGUGGAAGGAAUCCCAGCCUGGAGUCACCAUAGUCGUGUGAAGCCUGCAGCAGCUGAGACCUGGGAGGUCAAACCAAGCCUGGACAAUCACUGCAAAGUGACCCUGAGGAAAACGACAAGCCCUGCUCCAGUCACUCCCGGAAGCUGACUGGUCUACGCAUGGCCGAAGCAUGAGGAAAAUUGUCGUGGGACUUAUUUUCCUUAUAACAUGGACCCCUCUCAACCUCCCAUGAUCACAGUCUUUGAAAUAAGACUAAGGACUGGUCCUUUCCUAAAAGACACAAGUAAAAUAAUAGUUAAAACAGAAGAAAGGGGGGUCCUCAAAAAUGUAACCUUAAAAUUUGAUGCCUGUGCCACUAUUAAUAAUAAGCUGCACGGGAUAGGAUGCCGUUCUCUAGAUUGGGGAAAAAGUUACACAGCAGAAAAUAAGUAUAUCUGUCAAGAAUCAUAUUCACAUGACAUGUGUCAGUACUGGUCUUGUGUCAUUUGGGCUACCUGGAAAGAAGAUGGAAAAGGUCCUGUUUGGCUCCUCCAAAAAGGAAAAGCCAGCCCCUCCUGGAUGAGUGGGGGCUGCAAUCCUUUAGAAUUGAUCAUCACAAACCCCUCAGACCCAGAAUGGAAUCAGGGAAAAUAUGCAACAUGAGGCAUUGAUGGGAAAGGAGUAGAUCCUAGCGUAAGCCUCCUAAUAAAAGGAGAUAUUCAAAGAUGCUCCCCAGAACCAGUAUUUCAGACUUUCUAUGAUGAACUAAAUGUGCCAGUACCUGAGAUUCCAGGAAAAACUAAAAAUUUGUUUUUGCAAGUAGCUGAGCAUGUAGCCCAGUCUCUAAAUGUCACUUCAUGUUAUGUUUGUGGAGGAACCGUAACAGGAGAUCACUGGCCAUGGGAAGCCCGAGAAUUAGUUCCUACAGACCCAGUUCCUGAUGAGUUCCCAGCCCAGAAGAACCACCCUAACAAUUUUUGGGUUCUAAAAACCUCAAUUAUUAGACAGUAUUGCAUAGCUAGAGAAGGAAAGGGAUUCACUCAUCCGUAGGGCGGCUGACUUGUCUUGGGCAAAAGCUGUAUAAUGGUACCACAAAGACAGUUACACGGUGGAGUUCCAACUACACAGAAAGAAAUCCAUUCAGUAAACUUCCAAAGUUGCAGACUGUUUGGGCCCACCCAGAAUUCCACCAAGACUGGACGGCGGUUAUACUGGAUACGGGGACACAGAGCUUAUGCUAAGCUGCCUGAUCAGUGGACAGGUAGCUGUGUAAUUGGUAGCAUUAAGCCAUCUUUCUUCUUACUGCCCAUAAAAACAGGUGAACUCCUGGGCUUCCCAGUUUAUGCUUCCCACAAAAAAUGGAGCAGAGCCAUAAGUAACUGGAAAGAUGAUGAAUGGCCCCCAGAAAGAAUCAUACAAUACUAUGGCCCCGCCACGUGGGCUCAAGAUGACUCAUGGGGAUAUCAGACCCCCAUCUACAUGCUCAACUGAAUCAUACGGUUACAAGCUGUUUUAGAAAUUAUUAAUAAUAAAACCGGUCAAACCUUGACUAUUCUUGCCCAGUAAGAAACUCUAAUGAGAAAUGCUAUCUAUCAAAAUAGACUAGUUCUUGACUACUUGCUCGCAGCUGAAGGAGGAGUUUGUGGAAAAUUCAACCUUACUAAUUGUUGUCUACACACAGAUGAUCACGGGCAGGUUGUCUACACAUAGAUGAUCAGGGGCAGGUUGUCUACACAUAGAUGAUCGGGGCAGGUAGCCGAAGAUAUAGUUACACAACUGGCACAUGUACCCAUGCAAAUGUGGCAUGGAUUUAAUCUGGAAGCCAUGUUUGGAAAUUGGUUUCCAGCAAUAGGAUGAUUUAAAACUCUUAUAAUAGGAAUAAUAAUACUAACAGGAAUCUGCUUACUGCUCCCGUGUCUGAUACCUAUACUUCUCCAAAUGAUAAAAAGCUUCGUCGCUACUUUAGUUCACCAAAAUGCUUCAGCACAAGCGUACUAUAUAAAUCACUAUCAAUCUAUUACACAGGAAAACAUAAAUAAUGAGAGUGAGAGCUCCCACUAAUAAAAUGAGUGAAAGUCUCAAAGGGGGGAAUUGAGGAAAGAAAAAGACCCUCUCACAAUGUUGUAUCCUCAGCACUUGUUCUUUAAAAAAUUAAUAAUAGAAACAAUGAAGCAAAACUAAAGACAGGCAGCCUGGCCGGGUUUGCCCGGCCUAAACCUAAUAGUUAAAAAUCAACUUAUGACUGAUGUUCCUGACAUUAUGUAAAAGAACGCAGUGAAACUCCCAGCCCUGUUUUGUUUCUCUCUGACCACCGGUGCAUGCAACCCCUGUCACAUACCCCUUGCUUGCUCAAAUCAAUCACGACCCUCUCCUGGGAAAUCUUUAGUGUUGUGAGCUCUUAAAAGGGACAGAAAUUGUGCACUCAGGGAGCUUGGAUUUUGAGACGGUCGCUUGCCGAUGCUCCCAGCUGAAUAAAGCCCUUCCUUCUACAA